AAUCCACCAGUGAACAACUCACAGAUGAACAAGAACUUACUAGUGAAUUUGAAUUUAAUGAGGAUGAACUUUCUGACGAUGGAUAUGAGUCUGAUAAUGAUGAAUCACGAGUGGAACUCGCCAAUAU
Molecule: messenger RNA, 127 nt
Organism: Dentiscutata heterogama
Lineage: Eukaryota; Fungi; Glomeromycota; Glomeromycetes; Diversisporales; Gigasporaceae
Source: the annotation of a GenBank genome assembly